Molecule: messenger RNA, 2086 nt
Organism: Lolium rigidum
Lineage: Eukaryota; Viridiplantae; Streptophyta; Magnoliopsida; Poales; Poaceae
Product: serine/threonine-protein phosphatase 4 regulatory subunit 3B-like
Exons: 10
Coding region: 226-1554 (442 amino acids)
Biological process (GO): protein dephosphorylation
Cellular component (GO): protein phosphatase 4 complex; nucleoplasm
Molecular function (GO): protein phosphatase activator activity
Source: RefSeq, a predicted model, not a curated record
AUUUCAUACUAGAGAUUUAUUAGCUAACUAUCUAUUUUCUUCAGGGAUCUUUCAGGUGAAGGUGUAUUUGAAAUCAUUUCUGAUGUGUUGCAGAGUCAAGACAGGAAGAUUGUUUCAGCUGGGACGGAUAUUGUUAUACUUUUUCUUAAUCAGGACCCUAACCUAUUGAGGUCAUAUAUUGUCCAGCAAGAAGGAAAUUCUCUUCUUGGACUUUUGGUUAAAGGAAUGGUAACUGACUUCGGUGAGCAAAUGCACUGUCAAUUUCUGGAAAUUCUGCGUAUAUUGAUGGAUUCUUUCACCAUGUCUGGAGCACAUAGAGAUGUAAUUAUUGAGAUUUUCUAUGAAAGGCACCUUGACUAUUUGGUUGAUGUAAUAGCAUCCUGUUGUCCUCCGAGGAGUAUUACUCGAAGAGCAACUAACUCAGCUGCCGUUGGUAGAAACACUGAAGUUCACCGUAUUAAGCCAGAAAUUCUGCUAAAUAUUUGUGAAUUGUUAUGCUUUUGUGUAGUCCAUCAUCCAUACAGAAUUAAGUGCAACUUCCUUAUGAACAAUGCGAUAGAGAAAAUCCUUACCAUGACUCGCCGAAGCGAGAAGUUUUUGGUUGUUGCAGCUGUCAGGUUUAUGCGUACAAUUAUAUCCAGAAAUGAUGAGCAUCUUGUUCGCCAUGUUGUGAAAUUUAACCUGUUGAAACCAAUAAUUGAUGCAUUUGUUGAAAAUGGGGAUAGAUACAACAUGCUACAGUCAGGAGUACUUGAACUGUUGGAACACAUACGGAAGGAAAAUCUAAAACCUCUUGUUAUCUAUGUUAUUGAGUCUUUCUCGGAUCAGCUUAUGAAGUUUGAACAUUUCGGGAGCAUUCAGGCCUUCAAACUCAAGUAUCAACAGUACCUGGAGAGUGCUGAAACAAGAUUAAGUGCUAGUGUGCCCGACAUAAGAAAGAAGGCAGAAGGAAGAGGUCUUGAGAAGGAAGAGGAAGAUUAUUUCAAUGAGGACAGUGACGAGGAAGAUUCAGUCAGGCGAACUAAACAUGCACAUGAUGAAGAAAGAAAGGCUGAUGUAGCUAAUGGAAGUGAAGCUGAUGACAUAUCCUCAAGGCCUAAAUCUGGUGGACUCGUGGACUAUGCCGAUGAUGACGAUGAGGAUUUCAAUCCACCACCUAAGGAGCCAGAUAGGCCUGCAGAGGAUGAUGAGCUCUUAAAGAUUUCUAGGGUGAAGCGCAAGUCGGUGAACACGGGGGAUGGCAAACAUGCAGAUGGGGAGGUUCGAAAAAGACAAAAGAUAGAAACGAGGAUUACUUGUUCCAAGAUUUCUGCUUUGACUAGUCUGGCUAGCAAACACAAGGAUUCACAUGUCUCGAGCUCUCCAAGUUGCGAGGUCAAUGGUAUAAUGGGGGAGCAUGCUACACAUUCUGUUGAGCAACAACAUUCCACAGACACCGCAGAAACUUCACGACAAAUUGGAGGUGAUUGUAUUAAAGCCAUGGGGAAUUUGUCUAGUGAGAAGGCUGUAAAUACCACCAAAACAAACGAUUCAGAGCCCUACUCAGUGAGAUGACAAAUUGACAAGUUUUCCCCACCCUGGCUUGCCCUGCACCCAACUUGUCAAUGCUUACCAACAGGAAGGAACAAGAACGCGUCUGGCUCUGGCGAAGGCUGGGUACAUUUAAUCUCAAAUCCGAAUGCAUGAUUCGAGGUGAUGUUGUUCUCACUUGUCUGUAUAUCCCGAGUGAACCAUCACAAGCUGUAAAGUUAUUUUUCCAGAAGGAAAGAUAUGAAAGUGAGAAUCGGCACACAUUUUGGUUCAGCAUUGACUCCUGAGUCUUGCUCCUGCAGCUGCACUGUCUUAUUAUAUCUAUAUAUAUGGGCUUAUGGAGGAGCAGUGAAUAUCCACUUUCUCCAUUAUUUCUUUCUAGGAUAAUUGACUGAGAUGUUGCUGUUGUAAAACAAGUAGGAAAGAAUAGUUUCGGUUGAGCUGUGUUCUGCAACAUUUUGUGAUAUCCAUAUCCUAUACAGUUGUAAUUUGUUGGUUUGUAGUUUUGGCUGGAUAAACUUUAUUUUGGAUGAGUAAUCAUAGAAUUAUUUAUUUA